AUGUUGGUGAGCAUGCCCUGUACCUCCAUAGCAAACCAGUUCUUCACAUCAAUGUCUAAAUAUCCUGAUGCCACAGAGGGUGAUGUGCAGCUGGAGUGGAAAGGCAAUGUUCCUGAUGAUGAUGUUGAUGAAGACUUCGAGUCUUCCCCUGCUCCACCCUCAGCUCCACCCCUGGAGAAGAUGGACCCUGUGCCAGGAUACAACCACAUUGGAGCUGGGGGAUUCAUGGCUCCACCACCCGCUUAUGAAGCGGUGAUGAGAGAGCAGCCAACAAGGGAGCAGAUAUUAGGAGCCGACAUUAUCAAUGAGAACGAUGCUAGGGAAGUGUUGUUGCAGCAUGUUGCAGAACACUGUUGCUAUGGCAGCAGAGCGGCUAAGCAACUCAAAUUUACUGAACUUGAGCACACCAGUGCUUUUCAUUAUAAAUUAGAGACAUUUGCUGAGGGACGAACAACAGAAUGGACAUUUGUUCCAUACACAGGUCAAAUGAUAGAUGGGCCAGAAAAUGGCCCUGCCCCCAUGCCGUGGGACAUCUAUGCUAUUCCAGGCGCAGAGUUUACUGAUCAUGUAAAGCAGAUUGAGGUCCCUCAUACAUCAUCUGUUAAGCCCUGUCACCACUGUUCAGCCACUGGAAGGAUAAGAUGUCACAAAUGCCUUGGUAGAGGCAGGGUCAAGUGCAGCUCAUGUUAUGGAAAGGGCUACAAGUAUGUAACGAGACAGGGGGACCGAAGGAAACACAACUGCACCUGGUGUCAUGGAAGCGGAAAACGCAAAUGUCAGACAUGCUGCGCCAGUGGAAUGAUAACAUGUACAGCCUGUGCGGGCCACUGUCAACUGAAGUGUUUUAUACAACUCAGUGUGAAAUGGAGCAAUCAUAUAGACGACCAUGUUGUAGAAAGGACAGAGCUCCCAAACGACCUUAUUAAGAAGGUCACUGGCCAUGUGGCUUUUAAUGAGACUCAGUUUAGGGUUUGGCCUAUCAACCAUUUUCCGGAUGCUGAUGUAAACACAGCUUCAAACCAGCUUGUCAACAAGCAUGCGACGGCUUUUGGAAUGGAGAAAAUACUCAUGCAGCGACAUCAUGUUCAGAUCGUACCAGUGACACAAGCCCUGUACAGAUGGAAGAAUGUUAACUCUGAUUUCUUUGUCUACGGGUAUGAGAAGAAAGUAUACGCCCCGAAGUAUCCACAGCAGUGUUGUUGCGGAUGUAGCCUUCUGUAGGUCCACAUAGAAAACAUUCAGAAUCUAGGAUAUGCUUUAUGGCA
Molecule: messenger RNA, 1265 nt
Organism: Mya arenaria
Lineage: Eukaryota; Metazoa; Mollusca; Bivalvia; Myida; Myidae
Product: protein SSUH2 homolog
Exons: 11
Coding region: 1-1221 (406 amino acids)
Source: RefSeq, a predicted model, not a curated record